AUGCAAUAUGACAGGGAGAGUGGCCAGGUGUACACCCAAGAGGUGAUUCGAGUUGCGCCGUCGUCUCGCAGGUGGAAGGGGUUCGCAUGGGUUCACGACUCUCCAUUACUGCCUGCGGGAUGGGAGGCGUAUAGCCCCGUUGGCGCGCAUUCCCUAAAGCAUAUGGCCAUGAGAGCCGUUUUGUCUGACCAACGCACCCUGAGCACCGCGCACUUUAAAGGUGUCCCAUGGUCGAUUGCAAGGUACCUCUGGGAGUGUGUAUGUCGAAGCAAACGAACAAGCCUGUACUUAUGGAAGAUCUUUGCAACAGCUUACCCUGCAGAAUUUAACCAGAUAUCCCAUCGCUAUUUACUCAAGCCAAGCUCCAAGAAGAUGGCAGUCACCAAUUACCUGAAGCUUCUAUCUUCAGCAUCAGUGGACUGGACAGCCGUUGUAAGCCUAUCAGUCGAACUUUUCGAGCCUCAUGAGUUCCUUGAGGUUGCCAAUGUCCGCAAUCUAAUUGGCCUGGAAAUCCGCACCCAGCCCAAACGGACGGAGUUCGGAUAUGAAGCCACCGUCUCCGUAUCUGAUCGAGUCAUUAAAGGAUGGAGUGAACAGGCGCUCACUGGUCAAGCCUUUGAACACCUCCAGAUUUUGGUCCUCCGCCUCCAAACUGGCUUGACUGAACACAUGUUUGCCUAUCUUAAUGCAUUCCCAACACUGAACGCGUUCCUUAUGCAAGGCUGCCCGAGAUUGUACAGUAAAGAGGCAAGAGAAAUGGCAGAAAAGCAUGGUUGGGUACCCUUCGUCGUCCAUUAUUCAGAUCAUAGUCUUUAUAAGAUUAUAGAGAAUAUGGAUAGCGAGCUAGAAUCCCAAACACAGGACUGCCGUCUGAUGUGUAUCGACAGCUUGCCAGUCGUGGACUUUUCUCUUUAUUGCCGCAACCUGAGGUCCCUCCAUUCAGAGGAACAGAUACUUUUCAGGAGAAAGUACCGGGCCACAGACCAUCUGAGUCUCCAGGAGAAAAAAGCCCAGAAAACUCAUAACGGCUCAGAUAUAGCCCCGUCUCAGCCUGACUCGAAACAGAACAAGCGAGUAGUAAAGGAGAGCUGUAAAAAAGACAUGAAAGGCCUCCUUGACCAAUUUAAUGGCAAGAACACACAGCCAGCGGCGGGAGAAGCAGGUCAAGAAGCUGUCAUUUCGCCUCGGUUAAGCUCUGAUUCACGGUCGUCGUCUUCUCGGAGCUCCUCGUUGCGGCGAGAGCCCGCAAAACUGUCCCACCGCCAGAGUCUUGGUGACUCCCUCAGAGGCGUCCCGUCUUCGCCUCGAGCCCGUCGGCAACCUUCAUUCACUCAAGCUGCAGUCCAGAGCCUGAUAGAUAACCCGCCCUCGCAUGCAGCUGCCGAUCCAGCUUUCUCUGGUCGAGAUUGGACGAAGAUUUCAAUUGGUGAAUUGGUGCAGCCUGUUGAUCUAAAGUUUGUGGACGCAGACACCUCGAUUGAAGAUGCUACGAAUCUUCUCAUCGAGUCUAGUGCGCACUCACUGCUUAUCCGAGAAUCUCCUGGCUCCUCUACUGCAGUCGGUACAUUCGGCUAUGCUGACCUUAAUGCAUACCUCCUUCUCGUUGUGGGAUUGAUACAGCCAAGUCAUGAAGAACAGGUGGCGUCUCUGCGCGAGCUCGCCAGGAGAGCAAGGGAAGGGGAGAAAAUCCCGCUCAAGGACGUCAAGGGACUUGGAAUGCAAGAACCCCUCACAACUAUGCCGCAGUCUACCAACCUAAUGACUGCUGUUGAAACAUUUGGAGGAGGUGUGCAUCGCAUCAUUGUGGUGAAGGAAGGCACUACAGAGGUAAUUGGAGUGUUUACUCAAUGGAAACUGGUCAAGUUCCUUUGGGAGAACGGGCGUAGUUUCCCGGUUAUUGAGCAAUUAUACCCGCAACAUCUGAGAGAGCUGAGGCUAGGCUCGCACUGUGUGAUAUCAAUCAAGUUAGUACUAUUUCUAGUCCAAGAUAGCACACUUUCCCUAAUCUUCGUGGGCUAA
Messenger RNA from Trichophyton rubrum CBS 118892, 2019 nucleotides. RefSeq lists its product as uncharacterized. The transcript has 4 exons. Lineage: Eukaryota; Fungi; Ascomycota; Eurotiomycetes; Onygenales; Arthrodermataceae. The coding region runs from base 1 to 2019 and encodes 672 amino acids. Gene Ontology annotation, molecular function: protein serine/threonine phosphatase inhibitor activity. The record is from RefSeq and is a predicted model, not a curated record.